GUUCACUGAGCGAACAGUUCUGGUGUCGGUUCUGUUAGCCGGGUUAGCAGAAUAAAGGUUUCCAUAGCAACGCACCGUUAGUGAAGUGGCUCCGCCCCCCUCCUCAUUUUAACGCCUAUAUAAGGUCAUUUCCUCCUCAGCCUUACCUGUUCAGGUAUGCAGUUCAGACUGACCCGCAGCAUGAUACCAUCACUACCGAACCAUCUGCAGCUGAUGGACCCAAAAGGACUGGUUCUGGUUCCACGAGCCACGAUCCAUUGGAUCGCUGGGCUUCAUUCUGGUUCUGAGUAUAAAUCACUUCCUGCUCUAAUCAAGCCGCAACCCGGUUCUGAUGUGACCCGGUUGUUAAUGGAUCAAGCAGAACCAGCACCGUUUGGGUCCAGGCUCCAGGUUUUGGUGGUUCUGACUCCAGCUAGUGAUUCUCCAUCCAGAGCCGAACUGCUGCUGCUCUUCCGGUUCAGACCACCGGGUGGCAGCAGAGCGCCGCCACGCUUCGCUGAGACUCAGUUACCCAGAGUUCCCCGGGGAUGGGAGGGGCGGGGCCUACCUGUCCACACCUGCAGAGAAUCUGAAGACUGAAGGAAGAAACGGCGAACCGCGGGAGGAGGCGGCAUGCUGAAAGGGAACUGAACCGAACCGAACCGAACCGGAGGGCUCCGACCCGCAGCGAGCCGGUCCAAGUCCUGCCUGGUUCCAUCUGGACCCGCCAAGAUCCAGCCGGAUCCUUCUGGACCCAGAUUUCUCAACUCUGAUUUGAAGCAGGAAGUGGAGAAGCAGAAACAUGGGCAGCAAGGAGCGGUACCACUGGCAGGCCCAGAACGUGAAGGUGAGCGGAGUGGACGACAUGGUUCUGCUGUCCAAGAUCAACGAGGACGCCAUCACCGACAACCUGAAGAAGAGAUACAUGGACGACUACAUCUUCACUUACAUCGGGCCGGUUCUGAUCUCAGUGAACCCGUUCAAACAGCUGCCGUACUUCACAGAGAGAGAGGUGGAGAUGUACCAGGGAGCGGCGCAGUACGAGAACCCGCCCCACAUCUACGCUCUGGCCGACUCCAUGUACCGGAACAUGAUGAUCGACAGCGAGAACCAGUGCGUCAUCAUCAGCGGCGAGAGCGGAGCUGGGAAAACCGUCGCCGCCAAGUACAUCAUGAGCUACGUGUCCAAAGUGUCCGGAGGAGGAGAGAAAGUGCAGCGGGUCAAAGACAUCAUCCUGCAGUCCAACCCCCUGCUGGAGGCUUUUGGUAACGCAAAGACGGUCCGCAACAACAACUCCAGCCGAUUUGGAAAGUACUUUGAGAUCCAGUUCAGCCGGGGUGGAGCUCCUGACGGAGGGAAAAUCUCCAACUUCCUGCUGGAGAAAAGCCGAGUCGUCUCCCAGAACCCCGGAGAGAGGAACUUUCACAUCUACUACCAGCUUCUGGGCGGAGCCAGCGGGGAGCAGAGGGAGAACCUGGGGGUCACGACCCCGGACUACUACUUCUACCUGAACCAGUCAGGAACGUACACGGUGGAGGAUGUGGACGACAGGAAGGACUUCUCCGAUACCAUGGCCGCCAUGUCCGUCGUGGGUCUGUCUCUGGACGAUCAGGACUCGGUUCUGCAGCUGGUCGCAGGAAUCCUUCACCUGGGGAACAUCGGCUUCCGGGAGGAGAACAACUACGCCGUGGUGGAAAGCCAGGACUUCCUGGCGUUCCCGUCCUUCCUGCUGGGAAUCUCUCAGGACGGACUCUGCAACAAGCUCACCAGCCGGGUCAUGGACAGCAAGUGGGGCGGCAAGACCGAGUCCAUCUCCGUCACCCUGAACACGGAGCAGGCCUGCUUCUCCAGGGACGCCCUGUCCAAAGCGCUCUACGCCCGCCUCUUCGACUACCUGGUGGACUGCGUCAACAAGGCCAUGCAGAAGGAGACGGAGGAGCUGAACAUCGGAGUCCUGGACAUCUACGGCUUCGAGAUCUUCCAGAAAAACGGUUUUGAACAAUUCUGCAUCAACUUUGUGAACGAGAAGCUGCAGCAGAUCUUCAUUGAGCUGACGCUGAAGGCCGAGCAGGAGGAGUACGUCCAGGAGGGGAUCCGUUGGACCCCCAUUGAGUAUUUCAACAAUAAGGUGGUCUGUGACCUCAUUGAGUCCAAACUGAAUCCUCCUGGGGUGAUGAGCGUCCUGGACGACGUCUGCGCCACGAUGCACGCCAAGGGGGAGGGGGCGGACCAGACGCUGCUGCAGAAGCUGCAGGGACAAAUCGGGACCCACGAGCAUUUCAGCAGCUGGAACCGCGGCUUCAUCAUCCACCACUACGCUGGCAAGGUGUCGUAUGAUGUCGGCGGGUUCUGUGAGCGGAACCGGGAUGUCCUCUUCAAUGACAUCAUCGAGUUGAUGCAGAGCAGCGAGUAUCUGUUCAUCAGAGCGCUGUUCCCGGAGAACCUGGAGGUGGAAAAACGAGGCCGGCCGACCACGGCCAGCAGCAAGAUCAAGAAACAGGCCAACAGUCUGGUCCAGACCCUGAUGAAGUGCACGCCCCAUUACAUCCGGUGCAUCAAACCCAACGAGACCAAGCGGCCUCGAGACUGGGAGGAGACCCGGGUCCGGCACCAGGUGGAGUACCUGGGCCUGCGGGAGAACAUCCGGGUCCGCCGGGCCGGAUACGCUUACCGCCGUGUCUUCAACAAGUUCCUGCACAGGUACGCCAUCCUGACCAGAGAGACCUGGCCCGAGUGGCGGGGCGAGCAGCGCCAGGGCGUCCUGCACCUGCUGCGCUCCGUCAACAUGGAUCAGGACCAGUUCCAGCUGGGGACAGCCAAGGUCUUCAUCAAAGCUCCGGAGUCGCUCUUCCUGCUGGAGGAGAUGCGCGAGAGGAAAUUCAACGGCUACGCCCGCGUCAUCCAGAAGGCGUGGCGCAAACACAUCGCCGUCCGCAAAUACGUCAGGAUGAGGGAGGAAGCCUCAGACAUUCUGCUGAACAAGAAGGAACGCCGCAAGAACAGCAUCAACAGGAACUUUGUGGGCGACUACAUUGGAACCGACAACCACCCUGAGAUCCGGCAGUUUGUGGGUCGCCGAGAGAGAAUCGAUUUUUCUGACGUGGUCGUCAAGUUCGACCGACGCUUCAAGACGACGAAGUGUGACCUCAUCCUGACCCCAAAGUUCCUGUAUCUGAUUGGCCGAGAGAAGGUGAAGCAAGGUCCGGAUAAGGGUCAGAUCCGUGAGGUUCUUAAGAGGAAGAUCCAGCUCAACCGGAUCCAGUCAGUUUCUCUCAGCACGCUGCAGGACGACUUCUUCGUCGUCCAUGAGGAAGAGUACGACAGCGUCCUGCAGAGCGUCUUCAAGACCGAGUUCCUCAGUCUGCUGGUGAAACGGUACCAGGAGAACACGGACCGCAAGCUGGCGCUGAAGUUCAACAACCUCCUGGAGUUCAAGGUGAAGAAGGGCCGCCAUCUCUUCAGCUCGUCCGGUUCCAGGCAGAUCCAGUUCCAGGCGGGCCAGGGAGAUGAGGUGGUUCUGAAGCCCAGUGGUAAGGUUCUGCACGUCUCCAUCGGGCCGGGCCUCCCAAAGAACUCCAGACCGACCCGGAAGGAUAACCGCAAGAGCCGCUACAUGGGCGGCCAGGCUCCGCCCACCUACCAGAACCACUCAGCGCCUCGCAGCAGAGGGGGUGGGGCUUCCAGAGGAGGCCCCGCCCCCUCCAGAGGGUCCACUCUAAGGCAGCAGUCCAGCAUGGACCAACCCACCCUGCCCCGCCUCCAGAACCAGCACCGGCCCAGCAACCAGCUGAUCCAGAACCAGGACAUGGGCUUCAUGAACGUCCCUGACCAGGGAGCGGCGGGGUUCCACAGGCGUCUCUCCAAGGAGGUGAAGCCGGUUCCGGGAGCGGGUCGGCCUAAACCCAAACCUCGGUCCCCCCAGUGCAAAGCUCUGUACGCCUACGAUGCCCAGGACACCGACGAGCUGAGCUUCAACGCCGACGACGUCAUCGAGAUCCUCACUGAAGAUCCGUCGGGUUGGUGGUUCGGCCGGCUGCGGGGCAAAGAGGGGAUGUUCCCUGGAAACUACGUGGAGAAGAUCUAGACCUGGGGUCAGAGGUCAACCAUCAGGAGACACUUGGAGUCAAACACACGAUGUUCUGGUCUGUUUCAUCAGCCUGGGUCGGUUCUGAAGGGUUCCUGGUCUUGAUGAGCGGUUCUGUGAAGGAGUCGUUCCAUCAAUGUUGACAUCAGUAUUAGUAGCUAGCGCCUCCUUCAGGCCCCAAAGGGUUUUAUUCUCAUCACAGUUUGAUUCACUGUCUGAUUAAAUCAUGAAUUUAACUGAACCAAGUUCUGGUUCCGCUCCGGCUGAUCCAGCAUCAAUUUAGAAACAUGUUUAACGAUCAGAUUUAUAGUCUCCUCUGUUUCAUCCUUCAGUUUCGGUCUGAUUUCAGCCAUUAAUGCAGGCGGAGGUGGCACUACAUUACCCAGAGUUCCUGUUGGAAGGAGCGCUGCCUUCAAGUGCUGCUGGAAAUUAGACCUCUGAUCAGUCCGUGAUUUUUAUACACUGUCUGAAUAUUUCAUAUUAGCUCAUAUGUUGUAAAUCCUUUAAAGCUCAGAACAGAUUUUAGAUUAGAAUGUGUUUUUCUGACCAACAAAUUAAAUAAAAUCUGAUAGAAAUCUA
This is a messenger RNA of Xiphophorus hellerii (green swordtail), 4642 nucleotides long. RefSeq names its product myosin IEb (gene myo1eb). The record is from RefSeq and is a predicted model, not a curated record. Gene Ontology annotation, molecular function: ATP binding; actin filament binding; microfilament motor activity. NCBI's taxonomy places the organism in Eukaryota, Metazoa, Chordata, Actinopteri, Cyprinodontiformes, Poeciliidae. Gene Ontology annotation, cellular component: plasma membrane; actin cytoskeleton; microvillus. The transcript is spliced from 27 exons. Gene Ontology annotation, biological process: endocytosis; actin filament organization. The coding region runs from base 782 to 4063 and encodes 1093 amino acids.